AUGGCCGCUGCGAGCAAGAUACUCCUGAUCUUUUCCCAGCAGGAUGGCAAGAUUCUGAACUACCCGGGUCUCCCCAUGACUAAACCCUGCCCCAUGAUCGCCACAAGCCAGAAGAGCCUCGUGGUUGAUGCGCGCCUUUUGAUUAGCGUCUCGAUUGAGCUUCAGAGCGACGCGGUGUAUUGCGGAUACCAUUUUCACAUGAGCUUCCAGGACGACGACAAGAAGUUCCUCUUUGUGAUCUUGCACAAGGGAGACUUGAUAGAUACCGAAACCGAGUGUGAUGCUGACGUCCCCGUCGCCGAUCAGAGUUGCGUCCGUAACGAUGGAUGGGACGGCCCGGCCGAAAAUGAUGCCCAUGGCUAUUUCCAUGGUAAUUUUGGUGCAGAAUCUGUCUGGGUUCCUCCAGUAAUCAGGGCUGCUGAAACCUCUAGCGUUGCUCAUAAUCGUGAGGAUGACUACAACUGGGAUGAUUCUUGCCAUGCUCACCCGCUUCGAACCUCUGCAACCACUCCCACCCGUGCCUAUCCCAACCCGCUAGUGAGACGCAAGAGAACCCACAAACCUGCUAAAAAGGGCUACGCAGGAUCCUGGUACAACGAGCCUAGCACCGUAGUCUCUGACUGGUGCACUGACGGCGGAAAAAAGAACAGAGACUGGGACACUGGUGACUCUGUAUGUGGCUGGGAUAUCUAUGACGAAAGUAACCACGACAAUCGCCCAGACGCGUCCAUCCUCACCCCGGAAAGCACGGAGGCCGACAGCACCGUCAAGCCUGAGUAUUAUGCCACUGUUUCCAGCGCUGAUUAUGACCGCAGAGCUAACGGCGUCACAGGAGUGUUUAGUAGCGGAUAUUGCAGCACUUUCGACGCCUCUGAAUGGAGGUUGUAG
Molecule: messenger RNA, 888 nt
Organism: Aspergillus affinis
Lineage: Eukaryota; Fungi; Ascomycota; Eurotiomycetes; Eurotiales; Aspergillaceae
Exons: 2
Coding region: 1-888 (295 amino acids)
Source: RefSeq, a predicted model, not a curated record